Drosophila innubila is the source of this 1672-nucleotide messenger RNA. It is a transcript of the gene alpha-PheRS, whose product is annotated as phenylalanine--tRNA ligase alpha subunit. Gene Ontology annotation, molecular function: ATP binding; tRNA binding; phenylalanine-tRNA ligase activity. Bases 105 to 1598 code for a protein of 497 amino acids. The transcript has a single exon. Gene Ontology annotation, cellular component: phenylalanine-tRNA ligase complex; cytosol; cytoplasm. The record is from RefSeq and is a predicted model, not a curated record. NCBI's taxonomy places the organism in Eukaryota, Metazoa, Arthropoda, Insecta, Diptera, Drosophilidae. Gene Ontology annotation, biological process: phenylalanyl-tRNA aminoacylation.
CAACACGCGAUUUGUAAUUGUUGGAUUACAAUUGUGCAAAAUUCGCAUACGUCUGCAUUAUUUGUGAAUUGUUGAGAGCAGCCAGCGCUGAAACAACGCCCAGCAUGCAUCCCGAUCUCACCGAGCGCAUUCUACAACAUCUGGAGAGCGUGGAGAAAGUUGACACUCUGGACCUUGCCACGCAAUUCAAUGUGGACCAUCAGAAAGUUGUUGGCGCUCUGAAGAGCAUCCAGGCACAUGGCGAACUGGUCAGUGCGGAGACGGCCACGCAUAAGACACUCGGACUCACCGACGAGGGACAGUCGGUGGUCGAGCAGGGCAGCCAUGAGGCCAUCGUGUAUGCCUCGGUGCCGUCGGAGGGAAUUCCACAGGCAGCUCUCAUGGCAGCCGGAGGAGCUAACGCCAAGGUGGGUUUCAGCAAGGCCAUGUCCCAGGGCUGGAUACUGCUAGAUAAGAGCGUGAAUCCGCCACUCAUCCGGCGCAAAGUGGAUCAGAUUGUCGACAAUGUGAAGGAGCAACUGGUGCUGGUUGCCAGUGGCAAGUCGCAAUUGUCAGCCAAAGAUGUGGCCGAUUACAAGAAGCGCAAGCUGCUGCAAGAGACGACAACCAAGAGCUUCGUACUGACCAAGGGUCCAGAGUUUGCCACCACGCUGACUAAGCUGGAAACAGAUCUGACCAUGGACAUGCUGUCCAGCGGAUUGUGGGAGCAGCUCAAGUUCAAGGCAUACAACUUUGAUGCUUUGGGGGCGCCUCCGACUCGCGGACAUUUGCAUCCGUUGCUCAAGGUGCGCACCGAGUUUCGUCAAAUAUUUCUUGAGAUGGGCUUCUCGGAGAUGCCCACCAACAACUAUGUGGAAUCAUCGUUCUGGAAUUUUGAUGCACUGUUCCAGCCGCAACAGCAUCCAGCCCGCGAUGCCCAUGACACAUUCUUCAUCAAUCAUCCGGCGCAGAGUCACAAGUUCCCACAGGAAUACUUGCAGCGUGUGAAGGCCGUACACUCGAAUGGCGGUUACGGCUCAUUGGGCUACGGCUACGACUGGAAGCUGGCGGAGGCACAGAAGAAUCUGCUGCGCACACACACAACCGCAGUCAGUGCACGGAUGUUGUUCAAGCUGGCGAACCAGGAAGGCGGCUUCAAGCCAGUCAAGUACUUUAGCAUUGACAAAGUGUUCCGCAAUGAGACACUGGAUGCCACUCAUUUGGCCGAGUUCCACCAGGUGGAGGGUGUCAUUGCUGAUGUGGGUCUAACGCUUGGUGAUCUUAUUGGCACACUGUAUGAGUUCUUCCGUAAAUUGGGCAUCACUCAGUUGGAAUUCAAGCCAGCAUACAAUCCGUAUACGGAGCCAAGCAUGGAGAUCUUUUGCUAUCAUCCGGGUCUGGCCAAAUGGAUUGAAGUGGGCAACUCGGGUGUAUUCCGGCCGGAAAUGCUGCUGCCCAUGGGACUACCGGAGAAUGUGAAUGUCAUUGCCUGGGGACUGUCACUGGAACGGCCAACAAUGAUCAAAUAUGGAAUUAAUAACAUUCGUGAUCUCGUUGGACCGAAAGUCGAUCUAAAAAUGGUGGAGGAGGGACCCAUUUGCCGCUUGGAUCAUGUUUAGUUGCAUUUGCUAUUUUAAUCAUUUGAAAGUAUACUUUGGCGCGAUAACAAUACAAUAAAACACAAUAAACCAAA